GGGAAUCGAUAUGCACCCGAUAGGCCUAAACUAUUUUAGUGAUAGUUUUUUCCCAAUUAGUAAUUAAUAACCAUAAAUGCCGUUUUCCACCAUCGCGUGCGAAAUGACGUGCCUUGCCUGAGCUGCUUACAUAAGGCGCCGCCACACCACACACAUCGAUCAGCAGGGAUUAGCGAGGCUUUGAGGCUUUCGAUUGGAAUCGGACGACAUGGCGAAGGUGACGGAGGGCAGCAAAAUGCUGGAGGCGGCGCUCCAGCAGAUGGACGGGCUCAUUUCCGGAUCGGGAUCGGUGGUGGGAGCAGGGGCUUCCCUCACGCUAAGCGAGCGCAACCUGAUUUCGGCCACCAACGUUCUGUCGACGGCCAAGACUUUGGCUUUGGCCCUGCAACAGGUCGGCCUGGCUGCUCCCGCCCCUGAUCCCGUCACGGCGGCCAUCAUCAGCGACUGGCUGGAGACGCACAUACCGCGCCAGGACUCCGACGAGCGGAUGCGCCGCCUGCAGCGGGACAAGGAGGGCCUGGCCCUGCAGUACCAAAUGCUGGCCGAGCGCGUCUCGGAGCAGGCCGACAAGAUCAUCGAGCUGGAGGGCCUGAUCACGGAGAAGAGCCAGCAGCUGUGCACCAAGGAGGAGCAGCUGCAGCGCCAGAUGAUCUCGCGCUCGGCCCUCGAGACGCAGAAGCUGGAGCUGAUGAGUGCGCUGAGCGAGCUGAAGCUGCAUCGCACCGCUUUGGAGCAGGUGCAGGAUGGAGGAGGCGUUCCCAUUCCUUAUGGCAGUCUGAGCAACAUCAACCAAAAGGCCAAGACGCCGCCCUCGGCGCUGCGGCAUCAGAUAAAGCCGCAGUUUCACAGUCUGCCCAGGUCGCACGGCAAGUUGGCGAACAACAAUAACAACCGCGCGUUGGACGUGAAUGCCAACAGCAGUGGGAAGCAGCGGAACGUGGCCUUCGCCUCCAACGAACAGAUACUGAUCGAGGAUAGUCCUCAGCAGGUGGAGGAUCCCAUGACCUCCAGCUUCAUGUCGCAGUUCACGCCCUCGCCAAAGCUGCGGGAACGAUCUGCGCGGGGCUUGCGCAACAUACUCGGCAAGCUGCGGCGCAGCAACAGCAGCAACUGCGAACUGACCGCUUUGGAGCAGGCCGAACCGGAGUUUCGACGCGGUGGUUCCCGGGCCACCGCCGGCGGACGCAUCGAGUGGAGCGCCCAGACGCCGCUGUUCGGUGAGAACGAGAAGCACUGGACCACCUGGGGAGUGCAGGAGGUGUGCAAUUGGCUGGGCUACAUGGGCCUGGGCUGCUACGAGGACAACUGCAGAAAAUGGCUGAAGGCGAGUCCCUCUGUGUCGAUCUUCACCGCCUCGCCCGUUGACAUCGAACGAGAGCUCAACUUGAAACUGCCGCUGCACCGAAAGAAGAUCCUGCUGGCCAUUGAUGAGCUGACUGGCAAGGAGUUCGACGAUCUAACUAUAAAAGCGUCCGUUUUGGAUGUCGCCUGGGUUCUGCGCUGGCUGGAUGACAUCGGUCUGCCGCAGUACAAGGACUACUUCAUGCUGGCCAAAGUCGACGGUCGCAUGCUGCACCGCCUGACGCUCGAGGACCUCUCGCAGCUGCAUGUCAGCUCCUGCCUGCACAUUGCCUCGCUGCGAGCGGGCAUCUUGUGCAUGCGCCGCAUGUCCUGGAACGCAGAGGGUCUGAUACGGCGCUCCAUCAAGGUGGUUAGCGAGGAGGAGGGCGGAGGAGCCAGCCCCGAUCGGGACAACGUGGAGCUGUGGACGGCGCACCGCAUCAUGGGCUGGCUGCAGACCAUCGACCUGUCCGAGUACACGCCCAAUUUGCGCGGUGCCGGCGUCCAUGGGGCGCUGAUGCUGUACGAGCCGCGCUUCAACGCGGACCUGCUGGCCGACCUGCUGUCGAUACCGCCGAGCAAGUCGCUGCUGCGCCGCCACCUGGCCAUGCACUUCAAGGAGCUGGUGGGUCGGCCCGUCAUCCUGAGCAAGCGGGAUGCCGAAUCGCUGCCCGGCUACCAGCCUCUGAACAUAACGGCCAAGCUGAAGCCGGUGAAGCGCACGCAGUUCUCGCUGAAGCGACGCAAGAGCGCCAAGGGCCAGAGCGACGUGGACUGGACGGAGUACGUGUGCCCCAUGAAUGCCAGGGUGCCGGAGGCGUCGUCUCUUUCGGAGGCGGGCAAGGACCACGAGAGCUCGAUGAGCUCGAAUUAACGCACAAUUUGAGGAGAAUGUUUUUUAGUUGUA
Molecule: messenger RNA, 2248 nt
Organism: Drosophila takahashii
Lineage: Eukaryota; Metazoa; Arthropoda; Insecta; Diptera; Drosophilidae
Gene: Liprin-beta
Product: liprin-beta
Biological process (GO): neuromuscular junction development
Cellular component (GO): presynaptic active zone
Molecular function (GO): protein binding
Source: RefSeq, a predicted model, not a curated record